GUGUGGCCUGGUGCUUUGCUCAGACGUGUUUGCUAUGAGCUGCGGAUGCGACCUUGUUGAACAAAUACCUACGACCCCACCAACACGUCAUGGAUGGCAAGAUACGCAUAGGAACUGAAGAGCUGGAUUCCGAAGAACUCAACCGACGCAUUCCUGGACUGAGCCUGAACGUUCCUUGCAGUGCGAAACGUCGCGGUGACGAGAGCGAGUGCAGCGUUUCGACGCCCAUCUGUCACAUCUUCGAUUACCUAUCCCGUUGGAAUUACGUCCUAUGGCACGUCGGCUUGCAGUUGCGAGAACUCCGACGUCCCGGAAAGCUGUGCCUGGUACGGGUCGUCUACAGGUGCAGUGGCGGAUUCAAGCAGCGAGUGCGAAGCCGCGACGCUCGGAUUCUCUUCCACGUCCUCCUCGUGCAGCACAGCUGCGUCGAGAGCCUACACCUGGACGACGUCCUCAUCGAGGGCAGUGGACUCGGCGAGUACCGGGAGUGCGUCGUCUCGGCGCUUGAGAAAAACACAAGCCUACGGACGUUGACACUCGGCAGUCUGUUCGGUGACUACAGGAGCAUUCGAGAAGACCUUUUCAAAGCUAUCUCCACGAUGGCCAACCUGCGAGAGCUGGUAGUCCUCGGCUGCGGUGCGGCGCCACUGGCCUUACUAGACGCCAUAUGUCAGCUCCUCGUGGACACCAUGUGCCUGGUCACUCUCUCGAUGCCCGGAAUUGUCUUGGACGAGGAAGGCGGGACGUGCCUUAUAUACGAUCUCGUGCACAACACUACCGUCGAGAAUCUGUGCGUACACGUCAGCAUCCUGCAUUCGUACAUGCCGAAUGGACUAUCCAAGUUCUGCCGCUUUCUGGCCACUAGUGUGCUGCUGACCUCGCUGAGCAUGCAAGGCAUGCGUUCGGAUUCCGACAGCACAUGCGCGGAUCUCAAGCGCAUCGUCGAAGCGCUCGCCCUUCGCGGUGAGCUCGAGCAGCUUCGACUCACGGGCUUCCUGCUAAACGCCGAGUGCGCGGCUCUGUUCGCCCACCUAGUGUCUCGAAAUGGAGGGCGCCUUCGAAGCCUCGACAUCAGCGGCUGCCGGUGGUGCAUACCGAAGUCGUUGCCAGAACACCGACGAGCCUGUAAAGCUACUCGCGACGAACAACCGGACGACCCAGGCCUCACGAAGUCAACGUGUCCCUGGAUUCAGGCGUUCGACCGUACUGCGCGAGUGGAGCUGUCGUUUUUAGCCCUCAGCUUCGCGGGACUCGAACCGGAUGACUUACAGGCACUGUUAAACGUAGCCGUCACCGUGGAAUCUCUCCAGAUAAUCUCGCUGAGACACGUGUCGCGUUGCAAUCUGAUGCAAGUUUGCCGAACCAUCCGGCAGACCGGAAUGAGCAGACGAGUGCGCCUAGAAGAUAUCUUCCUCGUCGACCGUUCCGCGCUAGCUGAGCUUUGGGAGUUUCCGGAAGCAUUGCGUAAGAUGGCGAUCAGCUCUGUCGACUGUGAGAGUCCGAAGGCGUUCGCGGACACGGUACACAUGGCCUGCACCUGGUACAAGGUGUCUACGCUGAAGCUCCUGUUGACACAGGAAGUCCUCUCUGACAUCCCCACGUUUAACAAGCUGAGCAAGUGCCUGAGAAGUGCUUUCUCGCUAAGCGAACUCGCACUCAUCGGUUCCAACCGGCCUGAUCUCGACCUCACACUCAAAUCGGCAGACCCACCUCACAGCGUGCUUCUCGAUGUGAUUUCCAGGAACACGAGUCUUCGAUCGCUGCGACUGAGCGGGAUUCGUCUAGGUAAUGACAACUUGUGGUUCGUGGUUGAAGAAAUCUUCGCCAGCGAGACCCUAUCCGAGAUAUAUUUCGCGUCCUGGGACCCGACCGAGAACGACGACUUCCUCCAUAUAUUUGGCGACCUGUUCUGCGGGAACAAGUCCGUCACCAAGUUGCGCGUUCGGGUAUCUACGAACGGUGUAGACGACGAGCGGUGGUUCUUUGUCGAAGAUCUCAUCAGCCGUAACAUGGGAUACCUAACGUGUGCUGUGCACUUUCUCUUGGGCGACCAGUCGUCUCGCAGCGAAGCAGCGUUCAAGGCUCUCUGCAACACCCCGGCUUUGAGCAUCAAAUUUGCGGAGCUAACGAACGGAGGUCUCCCGAGGAGAACUACUCGGAACAUUUCGGGAUAGAUUCGAACGUUUGUUAGAAAUUUUCGAGAUCGAGUCACAUUUCUAAGCAUGCUUUUAGUAAGACGGAGAGGACAGUCGACGUUCUCUGACAAUGUACAUGUACACGAGAUGAGAAAUUCUUGGACAUGAGGCGUCGCUGGGGCCAACGUU
This is a messenger RNA of Rhipicephalus sanguineus (brown dog tick), 2324 nucleotides long. RefSeq lists its product as uncharacterized. Lineage: Eukaryota; Metazoa; Arthropoda; Arachnida; Ixodida; Ixodidae. The coding region runs from base 90 to 2174 and encodes 694 amino acids. The transcript is spliced from 3 exons. The record is from RefSeq and is a predicted model, not a curated record.